GGCGCAGUGCGCAGGCGGGGCCGCCCCUUCCUGCUGCUGGGAAGCGGGAACGGGAACGGCCGCACGAUGGAGGUCAGCCACUCGGUGAAGGAGCGCACCAUCGCCGAGAACAGCCUGGUGAUCCUGCUGCAGGGCCUGCACGGCCACGUCACCACCGUGGACAUGCGUGACGAGAGCACGGCCACGGGCCGCGUCACCAACGUGGACGCCUUCAUGAACGUGCGGCUGGCCGAGGUGACCUUCACGGACAGGCAGGGCACAGUGUCCCACCUGGACGAGUUCUUUGUGACCGGCAGGAACGUUCGCUAUGUCCACAUCCCCGACGAGGUUGACAUCAGGGCCACCAUCGAGCGGCAGCUGCAGGCCAUCCACAGGAUCCGCUACUUUGGGGGCCGUGAUAAGGGCAGGAAGGAGUUUCCUCGUGCCAAGCACAAAUGAGCCCUUGGCACUGCCCCUUUGACUGGACUGCCAGCCGCCUUCACACCUCACCCUGGACGUUCUGCCCCAGGAUUCGGGACUCUGCUGCUUCUUUGCCAGUGUCUUCUGGGGAGCAGAGUUAGUUUUUCUAAUGUAUUACC
This is a messenger RNA of Dryobates pubescens (Downy woodpecker), 578 nucleotides long. RefSeq names its product LSM10, U7 small nuclear RNA associated (gene LSM10). Gene Ontology annotation, molecular function: U7 snRNA binding; histone pre-mRNA DCP binding. The transcript has 2 exons. Lineage: Eukaryota; Metazoa; Chordata; Aves; Piciformes; Picidae. The record is from RefSeq and is a predicted model, not a curated record. Gene Ontology annotation, biological process: mRNA 3'-end processing by stem-loop binding and cleavage. Bases 67 to 438 code for a protein of 123 amino acids. Gene Ontology annotation, cellular component: nuclear body; cytoplasmic U snRNP body.